CAAUUUGUGGGGUCAGUACGUAACGUAGUCCUAAUUCAAAUCAAAUCAGAGACUAAUAAUCACAGAAGGGUCAUCCGAUAAUAGCGGGAUAAACUCUUUUUUAGCUAUUAAUCAAUAUAAACAUUUUAAAUAUGCUUAAGACAUGAAUGAUGAAUGACUGUAUGUAUAUGCAUGUAAUGUAUAAUAAUAUUAUGAAGAAUUAUUAGCUGCUGCGCACAGAACCAGCCGUUCCCGCCACGUGGUUUUGUGCAUGGUCUAAGUUGCAGAGGAAGGAAGUAUGGACCUUUUGGGGCUCUUCGUGACAGCAUCUAUACCAGUCUUGAAAGUUCUAUUGCUUACCGGACUUGGUUCCUAUCUUGCUUUAGAUAAAGUUAAUAUUUUGGGGAAAGAUGCCAUCAAAUAUUUAAACACAAUUGUUUUUUAUGUAUUCAGUCCUGCGCUUGUGGGAUCCAGCCUCGCAAAUACCAUAACAUAUGAUAGCAUGAUAAAGUUGUGGUUUAUGCCUGUAAAUAUUCUCAUUACAUUUAUUAUUGGUUCAUUACUUGGAUGGGUUGUGAUCCACUUCACAAGACCACCUCAACACUUGAGAGGCCUCAUUUUGGGUUGCUGUGCUGCAGGAAAUUUGGGGAACUUACCCCUCAUUAUAAUCCCAGCACUAUGUAAAGAAAAAGGAAGCCCCUUUGGAGACUCUGAUGUCUGCUAUACUUAUGGGAUGGCUUAUGUUUCCCUUUCAAUGGCUAUUGGAGCAGUAUAUUUGUGGUCAUAUGUGUAUAACAUCGUCCGUGUAUCUUCAAUGAGUAUAAACGACAUCAAGUCUUCUAGUGGUUCAUUAGAAGAACCACUACUACUUCCUUCCCCAGAGGAUGUUGCAGGUGAAGAAGAAGUACUGCCAAAGACCGUACAUGAUGAUGAAUCUUCAACUGCUAAGGUGGGGAAUUCAGAAAGUUCAGGGAUAAAACAACGUUUGGUUAAACUGUUUAGAGGGUUAAAUCUCAAGGCAUUGUUGGCCCCUUCAACUAUUGGAGCGAUUAUUGGAUACAUAAUUGGAGUGGUUCCUUUAUUCAGAAAAUCUUUGAUAGGAAGUGGUGCUCCACUUAGAGUGAUCCAAGACUCUGCUGUAUUGUUGGGGGAUGGGGCCAUUCCAGCACUCACACUUAUAAUUGGAGGAAAUCUUCUUAGAGGUCUAAGAGAAGAGGGAAUCCAGAAAUCUCUAGUUGUUGGCAUUGUAGUAGCUCGUUAUAUAGCGCUCCCUUUGACAGGCAUAUUAGUCGUUAAGGGGGCAGUUCAUUUCGGUCUGGUGCAGCCGGAACCAUUGUACCAGUUUGUUCUUCUUCUCCAAUUUGUAGUACCACCUGCUAUGAACAUAGGAACCAUUACCCAGCUGUUUGGAGCCGGAGAGAAAGAAUGCUCUGUUAUCUUGUUUUGGACAUAUGCCUUAGCAUCAAUUUCACUUACUAUUUGGUGCACGUAUUUCAUGUGGCUUGUUGUGACAUGAUGAUAAUUGAGACCAUAUUGAGUCCGUCCAAGCCACUUUUGGACACAGCAAGAGUCAUGCCGUGUUACAAUUUAUUUUAUUAUUUAUGUAAAAACAAAUUAAGGAUUUAUUUAAUCUUGGCAGCUCUUACAGGCUCAUUAGGGGUACAUGAAUUGAAUUUGUUGAUAGUUAAGUCAGUGUUUAAAAUAUCUAGCCUUAUGUCCUUGUUCUAUGCUUGUGAAUUUACUUGCAAGAAUCUCAUUUUAUAGUAAAAUGGAAAUGAGUCCCACAACUUGAGGGAAAUAAAA
Cannabis sativa is the source of this 1782-nucleotide messenger RNA. Its product is annotated as protein PIN-LIKES 3. Gene Ontology annotation, cellular component: membrane. Gene Ontology annotation, biological process: endoplasmic reticulum to cytosol auxin transport. The record is from RefSeq and is a predicted model, not a curated record. The transcript is spliced from 11 exons. The coding region runs from base 278 to 1495 and encodes 405 amino acids. Lineage: Eukaryota; Viridiplantae; Streptophyta; Magnoliopsida; Rosales; Cannabaceae.